Messenger RNA from Nezara viridula (southern green stink bug), 2532 nucleotides. NCBI's taxonomy places the organism in Eukaryota, Metazoa, Arthropoda, Insecta, Hemiptera, Pentatomidae. The record is from the annotation of a GenBank genome assembly.
AUGAAUAUUAAUCCUAAUGCAGACCCUACUAAUAAGGAAAAAUAUCCUUAUGUUAACGAUUCACUAUUAUUUCGUAGAGUUCAACAGUAUAUUGAAACCUUUGAGGACCCUGAAGGAAUAGACACUGAUUCUAUGGUUGAAGACCUUAGACUGAAAUUUAAAGAGUAUGGUAGAAGACAAAAAAGUGCUUUUAGGGGAAUGGUUAAAAGGGCUUACAGGAUUAUCAUGGAAAGCAGAGAUGAAAAUAAUUCAGCCUCUGAAAAUUCUGAAUCCGAAGUAGAAAUCGACAAUAUUGAUGAUAAUGAUGAAGAAGAUGGUCCUGUUGAAGUUGGAUUGGAAGCUCAGAAUGUCUCUGUUACUUCCACACCUUACUUAAAUUCCAUCCAAAAAAUAUUUAUGAAGCAGAAUGGUAGUGCAUCUGAAAUGCAGGAAUUAAUUAAUAUUAGCAGUGACGAGGAUGAAAAAAAUUCCAAUGGUAAUGGUAGAAGUCAGAUUCCAACCAACCUUAAACAACGGAAGAGAAGUCAUGUUAUGGCUCAGUUUACUAAACUGCCCAAUGUUAAAGUUACACCUGUUGAAAUCAACAAAAGACCUUCUCCAGCUGAUGCUUACACGCCAGAUCCAAAGAAGCCUAAAAUAAAGGGUACAAUCAUUGCACCUAUACCCAGUGUAACUUUUGACUCUUUUGGAGGUUUUCCUAAAGUUCUUCAAGAUAUAAGUGAAUUAGUUAUUCACAUAAAAGAUGUGGACAUUUACACAGAACUUGGUGUAACUCCACCUAGAGGAUUUCUUCUCCAUGGGCCUCCAGGUUGUGGGAAAACACUUUUGGCACAAGCUGUUGCUGGUGAACUGAAAGUACCAUUGGUUAGAGUUUCUGCCCCAGAACUGGUUGCUGGAGUGUCAGGUGAAUCAGAAUCCAGAAUAAGGGAGCUUUUUGAUUCUGCUGUUGCCAGAGCUCCAUGUAUACUUUUCAUUGAUGAAAUAGAUGCUAUCUCUCCUCCAAGAGACGUUGCUCGAAGAGAGAUGGAAAGACGAAUUGUUGCUCAACUUCUUACAUGCAUUGAUGGGCUCAGUGAAGUUGAAGGUGGAAGCAAGGUAAUAAUUAUUGGUGCUACAAAUCGACUAGAUGCUCUGGAUCCAGCACUGAGGAGAGCAGGAAGAUUUGAUAGAGAAGUUUGUUUGGGUAUACCUGAUAGAACUGCUAGGAAACAGAUCCUUCAAGUUCUUACCUCUGGGAUAAAACUAAGUCCAGAUAUAAAUUUAGAUAUACUUGCUGCCGCUUCUCCUGGAUUUGUUGGUGCAGACCUAAAGGCACUGAUGUCUGAAGCUGCAAUAGCUGCUGUAAAUAGAGUUUUGAUCCAGCAGAAAGAAAAUAUUCGUUUGACUCAAUGUUCAACAAACGGUGAAAUAAAUAUAUCCUCUGAGUCAACUUCUACUUUGGAUGGGAAUAGUGAAAUAGUUGAAGCACCAAUGGUUAUCGAUGAUAAUAAUGUUACUACGUCUUGCAAUAAGAAAUCUGACAAAGUAGAUGAUUUUAGUUGUUUGUUGAAAUGUAGUGGAACACUUCUGACCCACGAACAGCUUAAAAAUCUAUUUAUCGAGAUGGAUGAUUUCACUAAAGCAUUUAAAUCAGUACAACCUUCUGCCAAGAGAGAAGGUUUUGCUACAGUUCCAGAUGUAACUUGGGAUGAUAUUGGAUCCCUAAAAGAUGUCCGCAGUGAGCUUCAGAAGUCUAUUAUGAUGCCUGUAAAAUACGUCACUGAAUUUGAAAAAUUAGGAAUUACAGCUCCUUCUGGUAUAUUACUUUGUGGUCCACCUGGUUGUGGUAAAACUCUGCUUGCCAAAGCAGUCGCUAAUGAAGCUAACAUAAAUUUUAUUUCAGUCAAAGGACCUGAAUUAUUGAAUAUGUAUGUUGGUGAAAGUGAAAGAGCUGUUAGACAGUGCUUUCAAAGAGCCAAAAAUUCUCAACCUUGUGUCAUAUUCUUUGAUGAAAUAGAUGCAUUAUGUCCCAGAAGAUCAGCUUCUUCAGAGGGUCAUAAUGCAAGAGUUGUUAAUCAAGUGCUAACAGAAAUGGAUGGUAUUGAAGGCAGAAAGGGAGUUUUCCUCAUGGCUGCUACUAAUAGGCCUGAUAUGGUUGAUCAAGCGGUUUUGAGACCAGGAAGACUUGAUAAAAUUUUGUAUGUGGGCUUACCUUCUGCUGAAGAUCGAAUUGAUAUUUUAAAAGCUCUUACAAAGAAUGGCACUAAACCACUAAUGAAGGAUGUUGAUCUCGAACAAUUUGGAAGAGAUCCGCUUUUAGAUGGAUACACUGGAGCAGACUUGGCUGCCUUGGUGAAAGAGGCCUCGGUUAUAGCUCUUACUGAAUUUAUUAACCACAAUGAUACAGGUGAUCCUCAUGUUUCCACCAAUAUGCUCAAACUGGCUGCUCAAAAUAUCAGGCCAUCAGUUUCAGUCAAGGAUCUUAAACGUUAUGAGGAGUACAGAAAAACCUAUGGACUUCCUCAUAAAAAACUGCCUCCUGAAGAUGUUUAA